UAGGCUUUUUUCUCUUUUUAAGGAAAAAAAAAACAUAAAUUAGAAAAGUGGGGAUGUAAGUGCAACACUUCUCUAUAAAUUGAAGAGGUUGUGAUUCUAAAGACAAAGCAAAAUUAGCCGAAGAUAGUACACUCCAUUAUGAAGAAUCUACUUGAACAUGGCAAUGUCAUGAAGGACUAUAAGCCUUGUAUUGCAAUGCUAUUUACACAGUUCAUAUAUGCAGGCAUGGCUUUGUUCUCCAAGGCGGCAAUUUCUAAGGGAAUGAACCCUUUGGUUUUUGUCGUUUACAGACAGGCUUUUGCCUCAGUUGCAUUGGCUCCACUUGCUGUCUUUCUUGAAAGGAAGAAGGCACCUCCUUUGUCAAAUAAAUUAACUUGCAAGAUUUUCUUUGUUUCCUUGUGUGGGCUUACCGUAAGUUUGAACCUCUACUAUAUUGCAAUCAACAGCACAACUGCGACAUUUGCUGCUGCAACCACUAACAUAAUUCCUGCAAUAACAUUUUUAAUGGCUGUAUUAUUCAGGAUGGAAACCAUUUCCAUAAAGCAUGUACAUGGAAUCGCCAAGGUAUUGGGUUCUGUUAUAGGCGUUUCUGGUGCUCUAGUAUUUGCAUUUGUCAAGGGCCCUCCUUUAAAAUUCCUGAGAUGGUAUCAGACUAAUCCUGAUCAUCAUAUUCAAGAGUCAGUAACAAAGGGCUGCUGCUCCAAGGAAUGGAUUAAAGGAUCACUCCUCAUGAUCUCAGCCAACAUACUUUGGUCUUUAUGGUUUGUUCUGCAGGGUCCCAUUGUGAAGCAGUAUCCAUCAAAACUGCGUCUUACUGCUCUGCAAUGUUUCUUUUGUUGCAUACAAUCUGCUUUCUGGGCCAUUGCUGUUGAGAGGAAUCCGUCAGCUUGGAGACUCGGUUGGGACGUUCAUCUUCUGGCUGUUGCCUAUUGCGGGCUAACUGUCACUGGCAUUUGUUACUGGGUUCAAGUUUGGACAAUAGAGAAGAAAGGCCCAGUUUUUGCUUCAAUGUUCACUCCUUUAGCACUCAUCAUCACUGCCAUUUUCUCUGCUUUCUUGUGGAAAGAAACCCUUCAUUGGGGAAGUGUUGGUGGGGCUAUUUUGCUGGUGGGUGGGCUUUAUGGUGUAUUAUGGGGCAAGAACAAAGAAGGAGGGAAAAGAAGUGUAACAAAUGAAGGAACUGCAGAAACAAAAGAAGAAAUCAUGACGUUGGAGUGCAUUACACAUCACUGAGUUGAUGGGAUGGAGUGAAUGGAAAUGUAACAAAUGGGCUUCCACACAAGAAAAGCUUUAAUAUGCCCACAAUUGAGAGUGCUGCGAUCACCAUGAAAGCCAACCAUCAUCACUUCCGUAUCUCUACCCUCCUUCAUUACCAGCAAACUUUGUAGCUUGUCUUCUUCCGUCAAUUUUCAAUUUUUCUUUUCUUCUUUAUUUUCUUCAUGUAUAUAUAUAUGUCCAUUUCAAGGCUAGCAAGACUUUUCUUUUCUUUUCUUUUA
Messenger RNA from Ricinus communis (castor bean), 1496 nucleotides. RefSeq names its product WAT1-related protein At1g43650. The transcript is spliced from 7 exons. Lineage: Eukaryota; Viridiplantae; Streptophyta; Magnoliopsida; Malpighiales; Euphorbiaceae. Gene Ontology annotation, molecular function: transmembrane transporter activity. Bases 139 to 1233 code for a protein of 364 amino acids. Gene Ontology annotation, cellular component: plasma membrane. The record is from RefSeq and is a predicted model, not a curated record.